Messenger RNA from Microtus oregoni (creeping vole), 2933 nucleotides. Its product is annotated as serine/threonine-protein kinase Nek1-like. Lineage: Eukaryota; Metazoa; Chordata; Mammalia; Rodentia; Cricetidae. The record is from RefSeq and is a predicted model, not a curated record. Bases 1 to 1749 code for a protein of 582 amino acids. The transcript has 13 exons. Gene Ontology annotation, molecular function: ATP binding; protein kinase activity.
AUGGAGAAGUAUGUUAGACUACAGAAGAUUGGAGAAGGCUCAUUUGGAAAAGCUGUUCUUGUUAAGUUCACGGAGGAUGGCAGGCAUUAUGUUAUCAAGGAAAUUAACAUUUCAAGGAAAAGAGAAAAUGAGGACAUCACUCUUUUGUUAGAGGAAGAAACUGAAUCUCAGAGUCCAAUGAAAAAUCGCAAGAGUAUUAAGUGUGAGUUUGAGACCUUGGGUGUAGAAGUGUCCAACUUUGACCCUGAAGGGCUGCUGAGGCUCAGGUUGGUGGUGAAGGUAAGGAGCUCAGAUAUUUCUCUACCUUUGGAGCAUCAAGAAAUGGGGGAUUCUCCAUCAAAGCAGCAAAUGAGACCUGUUAUUUCUGUGACUUCGGCUUUGAAAGAAGUGGGCCUGGAUGGAAAUUUAACUGAAACCCAAGAAACUUCAGAAGAAAUGCAAAAGAGCAGCAAUGCUGUUUCAAGCAAGCGAGAAAUACUGCGUAGGCUAAAUGAGAAUCUUAAAGCUCAGGAAGAUGAAAAGGAGAAUCACCAUCACUCAGAUUCUUGUGAGGUCGCUGGUCACAAGGAUGCCAAGGAGUAUGAGAAAGAAAAUGCCAUUUCCUCUGAUCGCAAGAAGUGGGAGGUCGGAGGUCAGCUUGUGAUUCCUCUGGAUGAAGUGACACUGCAUACAUCCUUCUCUGCCUCUGAAAAACCUGAUGAUUUGGAGACAGAAGUUCUCCAAGAGCCAAGUAGCACAGACACAGAUGGAAGUUUGCCACGUGCUGUUAAUGAUGUGUGGAUUAGUGAGGAAGAAGAAGCUAAGGAAACAGAGUUGGAAGAUAAGGUUGCUGAGCAGCAGAGUGAGGUUUGUGAAGGCAGCAUUCCAGGGAAUGUGGAGCAGUCUCGUGAGGAUCAUAUAGAGCCUGCAGUAGAUGAUUCUCAGCAGUCCAGAUGUGACGUAGAGAAGUCAGUACCGCCAGAACCAUUCUUCCAGAAAGUGGCUCAGUCUGAGCACUUGAGCGUAGUUCAGUCAGAACCAGUUUCACUCCGAUCUCGCUCUGAUUCACCACCAAAAGCUAAAACCAAGAACUCCUUACUGAUCAGGCUUUCAACUGGUCUAUUUGAUGCAAACAACCCAAAGAUGCUGAGGACAUGCUCACUCCCAGAUCUUUCCAAGCUGUUCAGAACCCUGAUGGACGUUCCCACUGUAGGAGAUGUUCAUCAGGACAGUCUGGAGAUAGAGGAGCUUGAAGAUGAGCUCAGUAAAGAUUCUGAAGACACUGUGUUUGAAGAAACUGACACAGAUUUACAAGAGCUUCAGGCCUCAAUGGAGCAGCUGCUCAGGGAGCAGCCCGGUGAUGAGUACAGCGAGGAGGACGAGUUGGCCUUAAAGAGCAGCGAAGUGGAGCGGACAGCAAGAGGGACAGACGCCGCCGACGAGGACGACAACCCCAGCAGCGACAGUGCCCUGAAUGAGGAGUGGCACUCAGAUAACAGUGACGGUGAGACUGCUAGUGAAUGUGAAUAUGACAGCGUCUUCAACCACUUAGAGGAGCUGAGACUUCACCUGGAGCAGGAAAUGGGCUUUGACAAGUUAUUUGAGGUGUAUGAGAAAGUAAAGGCUAUUCAUGAGGAUGAAGAUGAAAAUAUUGAAAUUUGUUCAACAAUAGUUGAGACUAUUUUGGGCAAUGAGCAUCAGCAUCUCUACGCCAAGAUUCUGCAUUUAGUCAUGGCAGAUGGAGCCUAUCACGAAGAUAAUGAUGAAUAAUCCUCAGGACAUCCUUUAAUAUUCAACUAUAUGAAAACAUUUGAACUUGGCUCAUAAUACAAGCUUCCUGGGCAAUAAAGAUUAUUUAUGAGAAAUGCCAGAUUUAAGAUAGGCAUGCUUAUUGCAUGAAAAAUUUGAGAAGUGUGUUUUUUCUUACAUUUUAUCUAUUUUAUUUUGUUUAUUGGAUUCUAUAGCUGACUCAUAGGUUCCUAUAGAAUGUAUAUGUCUUUAACUCAGUCCACCAAAGCUUUGACUCAGAACUGGAAUUAAUAGUGUUAAAAUUCACCACAAAAGAAGGAACUAAUUUUAGCAACAGUCUUUCUGUGGAAGGAGUUGCCUGUAUCAUAAGAGGCCUACCACUAGGGUUUCAUUUCAGUUUUAGCAUCACUUUUUUUCCGUCUAGGAUUUUUCAUCCUGGCUAGCAGGUUUGCAUUAAAUAAUUCUUGUCAAGGGCUCUAUUCAAAUCUCUACAUUUGGAAGAUGAAAUUUUAACCUUGAAGUUUGUAUUCUCAAGUCAUUUUUCAACCAAAUACUGAAUCUCCUGAGCUAGCCCGGUGGAAACAGACUGUGGAAAUAAUCCUAAAAAUCAUUGAAAGAUUUCAUUAUGAAGGAAUAGCGAAGCUGUAUUUCCUGACACUUAAAAGUUCUUUAAUUUCUUCUGUUUCUCUUUAAGGACCAGAAAUAGUGUGUCUAAAAAUCAGGCUAUAAAUUUAAACGUGGACCUAGAAAAUAGCAUAAAAUCGUCCUUUUGGUUUUUAACCCCUCUCAUAUAUGUGCCUCAGUGUCACCUGCUAAAAAGGAGGGAGCCUUUGUUUUCAGCACCCUGACAGUUUGGUAACUAGUAUGGGGAAUGUUUGCCUGUCCUGUUCAGAACGAGGAUGGAACCAGGUCAUCACAAUGAUGGUCACAUGGUUUCAGUUAUGUGAAACUACAUAUGGGAACAGUUAUAGUUUCAGAAUAUGCCAAGUAUACAUGGCUUCAUUGUCUACAGUCCGAAUGUUCCUAAUAAGACCAGAAAUGUGUGCUUCUUAGGGUACCAGUCAACCUGAUGGGCAUAAUCUGUCAUCUGAAAUGUGGAUUCUUAUUACUAUUAGUACUGUAUUGACUUUAUUAUGUAUAUUAUUUCUAACAUCCAGAACUAAAUAGUUGAUUUUAUAUUUUAUUUUGUACUAUUAAAUUUGUAU